This is a messenger RNA of Didymodactylos carnosus, 1236 nucleotides long. NCBI's taxonomy places the organism in Eukaryota, Metazoa, Rotifera, Eurotatoria, Philodinida, Philodinidae. The record is from the annotation of a GenBank genome assembly.
AUGGCUGUCCGGAUUGGACCGUUUAAUAAUGUAUCAACGACAACAUUAAAACUUUCGAAUUCUGGCAAUGAACGAUUGGCAUAUAAAAUUAAAACAACAGCGCCGAAACGGUAUUGUGUUAAACCGAAUAGUGGUUUCCUAGAUCCACAUACUAACACCAAUAUUCAAGUAAUGUUACAACCUCAACCAACUGGUGUACAACAAGAUGAUCGUUCGAAACAUAAAUUUAUGGUUCAGUGGGUUGCUGUACCACCCACAUGGUCGGAAGAUGUGGAGAACUUUUGGAAACAAGAGGGAUCUAAACUAAAAGAUGUUCAAGAUUCCAAAUUAAAGUGUGUCUUUGCUGAAGAUCAAACUGCUGCUGAUAGAAAAGUACCAAACGAUUCGUUUCAACAACACGAAGGCGAUUUUAGUGGCUCCUCGUAUAACGAUAAAGUUACAAAUACACAGCCACAAACUGAAAUCAAUGCUGUUGACAAAACGCAUCAAAGUGCUGGUCAAAUGGAAACAACGCCAACAAAUCAUCGAUCAACAAUACAACAACAACAGCAAACAUCGUCUUCAACAACGCAUAAUAGAGAUACGCAUCAUCGCGAGCAACACCAUCAGGAGGAGGAUUUCAGUCAACAGCGUCUUAAACAGGAAGUGGAUCGCUUGAAAGAAGAAAAUGAAAAUUUGAGAUAUGAAUCACAACGAUUGAGGAAAAAGUUUGGCGACGUAUUACAGCAAGUAAAAUCGUUAACGUCCGGUUUAGGAACAAAUGCGACUGGUAAGCUAGUAUUUAGUAAUGGAAACAACGGUGAAGAUACAAGUAGUUUUCCAUCAACUGGCCCAAGUCAAACAACAAAUGGUAAUGUACAAUCGGCAAGAGCAUUAUCAACAACGGUGGCUGGAACUUCUAGUAGAAUGGGAAAUGUACUUGUACCCAUUGAAAGUCAAGGAUCUAACGUUCUCUGUAUUACUUUAUUAGGAGCUGCUGUUGCGUUAUUAUUAGGAUUAUUUAUUGGAAAAUUUUUUAUGGAACAAGCGAAAGUUCGACAACGUGUGACUACUGGUGGUACUGGUCUGAAUCGUGUUGAUAAUCCUGUAUUAUCUGGUCGUAAUCAACAGCAACAGAAACCGAUAAUGUUAUUUGGAAUCAAUUUAAACGAGCGAAGAGUGAUUAUUGCGUUCAUUAUUGCAUUAAUAGUUGGUUUCUCAUUUGGAUAUUAUUUAUUUGCUUGUGGUGAUCAUUGA